AUGGGGGUAGCGUAUGGAGUGUCAUGCUGUACACGAAGCUUUCUCGUGCUUCUCAACUUGGCUAUGAUGGUGGUCGCCUUGGCUGCUUUAGCUUUAGCUAUUUGGAUUCGAUGUGAUGAUUCAUUUGAGGAAUCAAUUCGUUCGAAUUUACUCGUAAGGGGAGAAGCAGAGCCAAUGGGACAACUCAAAGAAGAUAUGAGAACAUGGAUUACGGUUUCUUUUUGGGUGAUUGUCGGAUUUUGCAUAGCUUGUGCAAUUAUUGGAUUAGCCGGUUUACUUGGAGCUGCUUCUAGAUCCCGUGUCUUGGUUGCUCUUUAUUUUGUGGCGCUGUUGAUCGUGAUUCUCCUUGAAAUAGCUGUCGGAAUUUUUGUACUAGUCGAAAGGCAUAAGGUUGUACGAGAUGCAGUAAAAGAAUACGUGCAAGUCUCCUAUCAAAUGCAGCUUCGUGACGUACAAACACUCGAAUAUCGGUAUGAUUGCUGCGGAGUGGAGAAUUUUGCAAACCCUCAAUGCAAUCCUUUAUUGCCGACCUGUUCAUCAGCUGUAUGGGAUCGUCUUGAUUACACAUUGAUGGUAUUCGGCUGUUCAAUGCUUGCUGUCAUCGUUUGUCAAGUUAUCACCGCUCUUAUCGCUCUCGUUCUCGUCGGAACUCCGUCUCGUUAUGCUGAUGCA
This is a messenger RNA of Mesorhabditis belari, 672 nucleotides long. Lineage: Eukaryota; Metazoa; Nematoda; Chromadorea; Rhabditida; Rhabditidae. The record is from the annotation of a GenBank genome assembly.